Molecule: messenger RNA, 468 nt
Organism: Lepidothrix coronata (blue-crowned manakin)
Lineage: Eukaryota; Metazoa; Chordata; Aves; Passeriformes; Pipridae
Product: spidroin-1-like
Exons: 1
Coding region: 1-468 (155 amino acids)
Source: RefSeq, a predicted model, not a curated record
AUGGCGGGAGGCCCCGCCCCCCGGCGCGCCGGAUUGGCCGCGCUCCUCCCCCUGAGGAGCGAGGGACACCCCGCCCCGCCGCGCUGCGCUUUUGCUGGGCGCGGACUCUUCAACAUCGGCAGUGCGAGCCGCGCCGGGUGCCGGGCCGCGCGAGCUGGAGGCGGCGGUGGCGGCGCCGCUGCGGAGAACCUGCCGGGUGCAGAGGCAAGCGCGGGGCUCCGCGGGGCACAGCCGGGCGGGCUGCGGGGCGCGGCGAGGCGCGGCGAGGCGGUGGAGGCACGGCGAGGCCGGGCGGCGGUUGGUUCCCGCGGCGGGAGUGGCGGGUGCGCAUGCGCGGAGUGGGGGCGGGGUGGUAACGGUCCGUGCGCGCGGCGGGGCGGAGCCGGUGGCGCUGAGGCGGGGGCGGGGCCCGCGCGGGAGGGGGCGGGGCUACCCACGCCCGCCACGAGUGUCGCACCCGGGAUUUAA